This is a messenger RNA of Synchiropus splendidus (mandarinfish), 4272 nucleotides long. Its product is annotated as Krueppel-like factor 6. Lineage: Eukaryota; Metazoa; Chordata; Actinopteri; Syngnathiformes; Callionymidae. Gene Ontology annotation, biological process: regulation of transcription by RNA polymerase II. Gene Ontology annotation, molecular function: RNA polymerase II cis-regulatory region sequence-specific DNA binding; DNA-binding transcription factor activity, RNA polymerase II-specific. The transcript is spliced from 4 exons. Bases 126 to 971 code for a protein of 281 amino acids. The record is from RefSeq and is a predicted model, not a curated record.
GAGUGUGCAGGCAGAGCGCUGACGGACUUUUGGAGAGUUGAGUGUUGUGCGCUCUCGCUCCGCCACUCGCCACACGCGAACGCUCCUCGACGCUUCGGUCGCUCUCGCUUCUCCUCGCGGCGGAGAUGGACGUCAUCCCGAUGUGCAGCAUCUUCCAGGAGCUCCAGAUCGUGCACGACACCGGAUACUUCUCGGCGUUGCCGUCGCUGGAAGAGUAUUGGCAGCAGACGUGUCUGGAGCUGGAGCGCUACCUGCAGAGCGAGCCCUACGUGUCAGCCUCAGACCUGAAGUUCGAGAGCCAGGAGGACCUGUGGAGCAAGCUCAUGCUGGCCUGCGGCGACAAGUCCGACCAGACGGAUCCCAAACUGCGGCGCAUCAAAGAGGAGGACGACAGCCAGGACGUCCGGCUUCUGGACGCUGGCGGAUUCAGCUCAGACGCCAGCAGCGAGGCCUCCGACAGCUCGGAGGAGCUCUCGCCCACGCUCGACUUCCCCUCCAGCUCCUUGGCUGACAUUCUGGGCGAUGGCGGGGAAGAGCUGGGCUGCGGCAUCAUCGGCACGCCGCCGUCCUCGCCAGAGCUGAAGGAGAGCCCGGUGGGUCAGGCGUGGGGCGGGAUCACGACGGCGUUGCACUCGCCGGGGAAAGUACGGACUGGUGGCUCGGAGCGUUUGGGACUCAACAGCGGAGAGGCGUCGCCGGACGGGAGGAAGCGCGUGCACCGGUGUCAGUUCAACGGCUGCAGGAAGGUUUACACCAAGAGCUCGCACCUGAAGGCUCACCAGCGCACGCACACAGGUGAGAAGCCGUACAGGUGUUCCUGGGAAGGUUGCGAGUGGCGCUUCGCCCGCAGCGACGAGCUCACCAGACACUUCAGGAAACACACCGGAGCCAAACCUUUCAAAUGCAGCCACUGCGACAGAUGUUUCUCUCGCUCUGACCACCUGGCGCUGCACAUGAAGCGACACAUCUGAGGACGUCCCGGCGCUCGAGGGCCAGAGGGAUGAUUCUGGUUGGUCGUCCUGACCCGCGAGGGGGAAUCGGCGAGCCGGAGCGCGGCGGUGUUCCCGAAACACGAAGCAACGCAGGCUAUUAUUUGCACCGUACUUAGUGCCUCCAACGUCUCGCUGCGAGAUCUGCUCUUUUUUUCUAACCGGAGGAGCGGGAGGGAGGGGGAGCGGGAAAGAUCCAGAGGCGACUUUCGGGUGUCCGAUGCUUUUUUUUUCCCCUUCGGAGGAUUAUGGGACUCGGGUGUGGAGCCUCCGCUGACAGUGUGUUUGCCUGAGCGCAUGAGUGCCUGCGACCGGACGCCUGGACCGGAUUUCCGGAGCGGAUGCGGCUUGCAUCGGCGCGGAGCACCCGGACGAUCCUGGGGGGCGGGAGUUGGGGGGGGGUCUGUUGUAUGAAUGAACGCUGGCGAGUGUUCCUCCUGUCUGCUGAGAGAACGUCAGUCUCGAACGACCCCGACUCACUGGGAGGUCUUUUUGUUUGGUGCAGCUAUUAAAUGUGCAAUGUGAAACCGUCUGGAAACUUUAACGCUCAUUCGUCGUCCACGUGAAGCUCGUCAGACUUUGAAGAAGAUGAAGCGGCUCAGAUGUUCUCAUCAGAAGGUGCAUGAGGUCGAGGACGCGCUCACAUCGUUGGCUUCUGGUUCUGGUUCUGGUUCCAUUUGUUGCUAACAAGUCAAGCUCGGCGAGUGCAGCUGUGAGUGAACAAACUUCGGCCGUUCAAUGUUCUGAUUCGCAAAACAGAGUUUGGCGGCCAUGUUGAAUUACGUAACAUUGCGACCAACCAGUCGGAGGCGAAGAUUGGUGGAUUAAAAAAACGCUUCUUUUCUUAUUAUUUGUGACAGUUGUGCCAAAUUAGCUUGACGCUAAGGUGUUGCUAACAGAGGCUAAGGCCUCCACCGUUUACACUAUUGUUAAAGUGUAGCAAAGCCAGUGCCACUACAUUGUAAUAUUAUAUUAAAUUAUAAUGGCAUUUUAUCUGGUCUUUUUUUACGUAAUGUGGCAGUUUAUUUAUUAGCUUCCUAUAGGGGGUGCUAGAGAGGCUCUUCCUUUGACAUGACUUUUUGACGUCGACUGCCUUUAGAGAACAGUCAAGAUUUAGUUUGUCGUUUUAUGCUCCUCAAGCAACAUCCUAACGUUCAAAUCUAAACCAGGAGAAAACUCACAACUGCACUCGUGUGGAUGGUUUCUGUCUAAAUUGGGUUGCGAGCAGUUUGGUCUGAACCAGGACUCGGUUUAAGAGCAGCUACUUUCAUGUUCUCAUCAUCAGUGUGUUGUUGUCACAUGAGGCCGUGAUUUCUUUUGUUCUAAUGUCGGGGGAUGCCACUGUCGCUUAGCAACUGUCUCGAUGAUGCGUUCCUCUUCUUCACCUCUUUGGUUCUCUGUAAAUGCACUGUUGACCUUACUGAUGCCUUAUGUAAGUGGCCUUGUCCUGUUAUGACACACACACACACAGACACACACACGGCGGGGGUGCAGAUAUCGAAAGCUUUAUUCAGAUCCGUACUGUGGCACCUUCUUCUUUUUAAUGUUCCUCUAAAUUGCUGAGUAAUGACAACAAUAAAAUAACGUGCAGCUUCACAGUCACUUUUACAUCCAUGUGUUUUUCAUUUGGUGUUUCACUCGAGAGCAAAACCUCCAGACGGGCAGAGAGGGGAGAAGGUCUCACCGAACCAGCGACACGACUGAAGCCACACGCUCAGUCAGCUGGUUCCAUGUGUGACCGCAGUGUGAGUUAAGAAGUGAGUUACUUAGUUGGACGCCUAAAAAGAGCAUUUUUUAAAAAUAGUUUUGUUGCGAUAAAUGAACUUUACUUAAAAAAAUGGAAGAUAAAAUUCCAUAAAGCCUGGUUGUUAGCUUAGCAUAGCUAAACAAUGAGCUGGACUUUCAUCAAAGCUAGCUUUCCUAGUUCCUCCUAGAUUUUUUCAUUGGUGACAGUAAAAGUCAUGGUCUAAAGGUCCAGUUCAAGGAUUUUGUUCCUUUGACUAUAGUCUAUUGAAUAGACUUAGUCUAUUAAACUCUACAUGCAAUGAGAACGAAGGUCCUUCGCUGUUGUCACGCCCCCCUGGUGGCCUGUCGUGGAAAUGCAUCACAUGUUUUUGUAAAAGCUACUGAGUUUCGCUCGACCUGACCUCAUGAUGUGCGGUGGGCCCUUGGGGGUGUCCCAGCUAACGCUGCAUGGAGACAUUCAAAUCUUGCCUCCUGGUCUCUCAUGCUUUGUUGACGUUCUGAGACCUUCCGCGUCGGCCCUCAGGCUGAGUCGGCACUUUUGCUCUCUCAAACAUCCCGUGAUCCGAGCUGCAGCGUGAAACUGGUCGAACCAGCCCUGCUGCGCUGCAGGCGUCCAGGUCUCAGAUUCAAUGCCAAACUGUUCGAUUGGGUUGACGUCAUGGUGACCUGGUUUCUCCCCGAAACCUUCAUUUAUUUCUGUUUGCCUGCCGUAACGUGACACCUGUACAGGAACAUUCACCUGAAGCGCUUCUUCGCUGGGAAACUAGGGACCAGUGUCGCUGUACCUGAUAACUGGGGGCCUGCUCUUGGUUCUGCUCCACCAACUAAGCCCUACCAGGGACCCUGAAAGCUGGGGAUGACUACUCGGACCGUACCAGGGGUGGCAAGGUCACAGUGGAGAGUAGAGUGAAGCUUUGCCACAGGGUCCCUCUAGGACCGGGUCUAUUGACGGAGCUCCUCACCACAGCUGUAGCAGCAACACCCCUCACUGAGUCCCAAAAGCUUGCACCUCCUUUAGUGAUGUUUUGAGAUGGAACAUUGGCGAGCAGAACAUCUGCUCAUGACCAUCAUCUCCGAUGGAUCCGGAGGGUCAGCAGAAGUUUGCGUGAGACAGGUGGAGAACAGAAUAUCUGGCCCAGAAGCUCCGUUUUUUGUCUCUUGUUAGCGAACUUUCACGACGUCACACUUCUCACACUGAUCCAUAGAGAGGAACAUCUGUUGUUCAUGUGACGUAGUUGAGCACCAGAAAACGUUCCUCAUCGUUCCUCAUUAUCACGUUUUUUUUUGUCGCAGUCAUCACAUCUGGUGAACAAACUGAGCUCAGAUCUCGACACCGUUUCUAUCACUUCAACUGUACCUUCAUUUCGACUUGUUGGUUUCCGUACCUCCCCGGACAUGGAGAUGGAUGUCUGUAACAGAACCACACAAAUGUGACUUUAUUUUGUUGAUCUUUUUUUUUUUAAAUGAAUUGUUUUGUAAAGUUUCUGUAUGAAUGUAUUUUUUAUUGGCGGUAAACAAAAAAAGGAAUUAAAACAAA